Molecule: messenger RNA, 1134 nt
Organism: Verticillium nonalfalfae
Lineage: Eukaryota; Fungi; Ascomycota; Sordariomycetes; Glomerellales; Plectosphaerellaceae
Exons: 2
Coding region: 1-1134 (377 amino acids)
Biological process (GO): G protein-coupled receptor signaling pathway
Cellular component (GO): membrane; G protein-coupled receptor homodimeric complex
Molecular function (GO): mating-type factor pheromone receptor activity; pheromone binding
Source: RefSeq, a predicted model, not a curated record
AUGGCCCUAUCCGACCCAUUCUCACAAACUUUCGUCCUCACUGCGUCUGACGGUGUCACCGAAAUCCCCGUUGCGGUUGCCGAUGUCAACGAGUUCAUCCUAUACAGCGUGAAAACGGUCAUCAAUUAUGGCGCCCAGAUCGGGAGCUCCUUCAUACUGCUGCUCGUCUUGGUCUGCAUGACACCCUCAGCAAGAUUCCUCAAGCUAUCCCAGUGGCUUCACAUCGCCGCCUUGACCGUCAACAUCGUUCGCAUGAUACUCCUAACUGUUUUCUUCACGAGCAGUUGGAACGAGUUCUACACAUUCUUUGCUGGCGACUAUUCUCGGGUCGCCCCUCGGGAUUUGCAGUGCAGUGUCGCAUCCGAAAUUGCAUCAUUGGCUCUUUUUAUCAUGGUCCAAGCCGUCCUCGGCUUACAGGCUUGGGCAACUGUCAACCUCUUACCCGCUGUCUGGAAAUGGUCCUCAGUUUUACUGUCGGCUUGUGUUUCUUCCACGGCCAUCGGCAUUCGCGUGGCAAGCGCAGUAGGCCAGAUCAGGUUCAUGCUGACGCUGUCCGAUACACCAUCCGUACUGGUCGCCCUCCUGACCAGUGUCAUGGGUGGCACUUCUAUAUUUUAUUACUGCGCUCUUUUCAACGUCAAGCUGGUGAGCCAUCUUGUGAAGAACCGAACUUUUCUACCGACACGGCGGGGUCUGUCUGCGGUUGAAGUACUGGUUAUCACAAAUGGCAUUCUGAUGAUCAUUCCUGUCAUAUUUGCCGGCUUUGGGUGGCGCAAUUGGCAGGCUUUCGAACCUGGCUCUCUGGCCCUCACGUCCGUGAUCCUAUUCCUUCCCCUCGGAACACUGAUUGCCCAACGCAUUGCAACACCGGAAUCUUACCACGAAGUCAAAGCCCGUCACCAAACGAGCACGGGACGAUCAGAUAUGCCCUUUAAGGAUAUCUCCCAAAUUGGUUCCGAUGCCACUGAGAGCAAUGCGGCUACGAGCACCGUUACAUCUCGGAUAGAGGCUGGCCGUUCUCGUGUUGCAAUCGAUCCCAUAGACCUCGAACUGCGGCGCCUCGACGGAUACGACGCUGAAAUGGGAGUGGUGCGAGUCAAUCGCGAAUUCGAUCGACGCGAGGACAGGGUUUAG